This is a messenger RNA of Penicillium verrucosum, 384 nucleotides long. RefSeq names its product profilin. The record is from RefSeq and is a predicted model, not a curated record. Lineage: Eukaryota; Fungi; Ascomycota; Eurotiomycetes; Eurotiales; Aspergillaceae. Gene Ontology annotation, cellular component: cell cortex. Gene Ontology annotation, molecular function: actin monomer binding. The transcript has 4 exons. The coding region runs from base 1 to 384 and encodes 127 amino acids.
AUGAGCUGGCAAGGCUGGGUCGAUCAAACCCUGGUGGGAUCCAAAAAGAUUGACAAAGCCGCUAUAUUCUCAGUAGCAGGCGAUGCUCUACUUGCAACAACUACAGGAUUCAAUGUUCAACUAGGGGAGGUUCAGUAUAUGUUAAGAGGCUUUGAGGAUUCAAUCCCUCUAUACUCUGGUGGGCUCUAUGUCGCAGGGGAAAAGCUUAUGGUUACCAAAGCAGAUGACCAAAACAUAUAUGCCGAGAAGGGCAAAGAGGGUGUUUGUGUGGUGAAAUCAUCGCAGUCAAUAGUUAUCGCACAUUAUCCCGAGACAGUGCAACCGAGAGAGGCUGCAAGCAUUGUUGGACAGUUGGCAAAUUACUUGACUAGUAUAGGAUAUUAG